Molecule: messenger RNA, 245 nt
Organism: Dentiscutata erythropus
Lineage: Eukaryota; Fungi; Glomeromycota; Glomeromycetes; Diversisporales; Gigasporaceae
Source: the annotation of a GenBank genome assembly
AUUUGGACCUGGAUGAAUAUGAGUAUAGCAACGAAUAUGGAAUUAUGCUUGAAGAAAAUAUUUUAUUAACCAAGCUGUCAAAUAUUGAAAUUCAAAAUACACAGUUACAAAAUAAUGAAAUUCAAGAAACUCAACUACAAAAUAUUGAAAUUCAGGAAUCACCAGGUUAUGAAAUUCAAGAAACUCAAUUAUCCAGCUUAGAAAUUCAAAAAACCCAAUUAUCUGAUAUAAAGAAAAAAAAAUGA